UUUCUCUCUUUUAGCCUCGCCCUCCAACCUUGUAUGAAAAAUUUGUUCUUUGUUGUUUCUGAAAUCUGAAUUUUUCUUACUGUUGGAACUUUUGUACCAUAUUUCACUUUUUCUCUGACUCCCACCGUCUAGGAUGAGGGAAAGAAAGAGGGGAUUUUUAGUUUGUUUUUUGAGUGGAUUUUCCGCAUUUUACAUUAUUUUCAAUCGUUUAUUUAUUAUGUAAGAGUUUGCAUGUGCUAAGCUUAGAAUUUGGUUCUGCAUGUAUAGCUCAUGGUUGUUAAUAAGCAUUUCUAGAUUUGAGCGUGAUCAGUGUUUACAUUGAGUUAGAAUGUUAAAGAGUGUGGUGUUUUAUCCUUUGUUAACUUUGUGUUGUAGUGUCAAUGUUUUUUUACCAACUAUUGUUAAUGGUUUCUUCUGAUCACAUUUUCCUCUCCCAAAGGGAACUGAUCAUUUGUUACUGAUUGCUGCGGCAAAUGUGUAUAACGCCUAAAGUGAAGAGUGAAGACUUUUUGUUUGUAGUUUUCUUCAAUUUUAUAUCUUUCUGCUUUUCAUAUGCAGUCGCUUACUUGUAUUGCAAUGGCCACUUGUAUACCUGCUGGAAGUGGCACGCUGCAAUUUAGAGUGACAAACUGCAAGGGAAACGGUUGUAGAAAGAUUGCUUUAGUUUCUGAUGCGCCAAUCGCGAGAUUCUUACAAAAAGAUCUUUCAUGGUCUAAAGCAGUAUCCAAGGUCCCUCAGACCCACAGAUGUGCAUUUUCUGCACCUCCACUUCAAAAGAAUCAGAAACUCUUCAAAGUCAUUUCCUCUUGCAAGGUAGAUGGUCCGACACGGUGCUUUGACUUUUCCGUUGUUGGUAGCGGGAUUGCUGGCCUUUGCUAUGCGCUUGAAGUUGCAAAAUAUGGAUCUGUUGCAGUGAUAACCAAGGCUGAGUCUCAUGAAUGCAAUACUAAUUAUGCUCAAGGUGGUGUUAGUGCUGUGCUAUGCCCUUCAGAUUCUGUGGAGAGUCACAUGAAGGACACCAUUGUGGCUGGGGCAUAUCUUUGUGACGAGGAAAGCGUCCGAGUUGUCUGUACUGAAGGACCUGAAAGAGUAAGAGAAUUAAUUGCUAUGGGUGCAUCAUUUGACCAUGGGGAAGAUGGUAACUUGCAUCUAAUGAGGGAGGGAGGCCAUUCACAUCAUAGAAUUGUUCAUGCUGCUGAUAUGACUGGAAAGGAGAUUGAACGUGCUCUACUGAAGGCAGUUAUCAACAAUCCUAAUAUUUUUGUGUUUGAACACCAUUGUGCUAUUGAUCUUCUUACUUGUCAGGAUGGAUCUGACAUAAAUUGUCUUGGUGUUGACACACUGAAUACUAAAACCCUAGAGGUGGUCAGAUUUCUUUCAAAGGUGACCUUACUUGCAUCUGGUGGAGCUGGGCAUAUUUAUCCCAAAACUACAAAUCCCCUGGUAGCAACUGGAGAUGGGAUUGCUAUGGCACACCGAGCUCAAGCUGUGAUAUCCAACAUGGAGUUUGUGCAGUUCCAUCCAACUGCCUUGGCUGAUGAAGGGCUUCCUAUUAAACCAACCAAGCUUAGGGAAAAAGCAUUUCUGAUAUCCGAAGCUGUCAGAGGUGAUGGAGGCAUCCUUUAUAAUUUGGACAUGGAAAGAUUCAUGCCCUUUUAUGAUGAGAGGGCAGAGCUUGCUCCAAGGGAUGUUGUGGCCAGAAGCAUAGAUGACCAACUGAAAAAGCGUGGUGAGAAGUAUGUUCUUCUUGACAUAAGUCACAAGCCCAAGGAGGAAAUUCUCUCCCAUUUUCCCAACAUUUCUUCUACGUGUCUCCUGCAUGGUUUGGACAUAACUCGCCAUCCAAUCCCAGUAGUUCCGGCUGCUCAUUACAUGUGUGGAGGAGUUCAAGCUGGUCUCCAAGGAGAGACCAAUGUGAAAGGUCUGUAUGUAGCAGGUGAGGUAGCAUGCACAGGUUUGCACGGAGCAAACAGGCUUGCUAGCAACUCAUUGCUUGAGGCACUGGUUUUUGCAAGAAGAGCUGUGCAGCCCUCAGUUGACUGCAUGAAAAGCUCUAGCCUUGAUCUGACUGCAUCAAACUUGUGGCCUAGACCUGCUGUGCCUUUGUCUCUGGAAAGUAAUGUCACUGACAGGAUUUUGCCAAUGACAAAGGAAUCAAGGACAGAAUUGCAAGCCAUCAUGUGGAACUAUGUAGGAAUAGUUCGGUCAACCAUGAGACUUGAGACAGCCAAGCAAAAAAUUGGUAACUUGGAGGCUAAAUGGGAGGAGUGCUUGUUUCAGCAUGGAUGGAAGCCAACAAUGGCAGGCCCUGAGAUAUGUGAGAUGAGAAACCUCUUUUGCUGCGCAAAGCUGGUGAUCAGCAGUGCGCUUUCUAGACAUGAGAGCCGAGGACUGCAUUACACAGUUGAUUUUCCUCAUCUGGAAGAAAGCAAGAGACUUCCAACAAUCAUUGUUCCAAGCUCAACUGUAAACGGUACUUGGAGUUCUCGACAGUUACACAAACAGCCCAUGUACCAGGAUGGCAUCAAAUUGUGUCACAACACAAUACAUAUAAAUAGGUAGGUCUAAUUGAAAUUUUUCGAAAUAAGAACCUCAAGUGAAUGUCUUCUCUCUCACACAGUUUUCUGAUUUCUACUUACUUACACUCAUUGUUUAACUAUAUUAAGAGAUGUAUUCUGUAUAGGUGAAUUUGGAUGAAUUUCAAUCAGACACAUCACCACUUGCAAUUAAAUCUCAGGAAUUCUGAAUACUUAUUUUUGGUUCUUAUGUGCU
Vigna angularis (adzuki bean) is the source of this 2772-nucleotide messenger RNA. RefSeq names its product L-aspartate oxidase 2-a, chloroplastic. The coding region runs from base 553 to 2562 and encodes 669 amino acids. Gene Ontology annotation, biological process: NAD+ biosynthetic process. Gene Ontology annotation, molecular function: L-aspartate oxidase activity. The record is from RefSeq and is a predicted model, not a curated record. The transcript is spliced from 7 exons. Lineage: Eukaryota; Viridiplantae; Streptophyta; Magnoliopsida; Fabales; Fabaceae.